AAAUUUAGUUUUUUAUAUUUACGUCACUACAAAAAAGAAUUGCAUUGGCUUCACUACUUUGCGUCAGCAAGCAAUUGCCGUCGCCAAUAGUUGCCUAUUUGCAUCGGCAAAAUUGGGCCGUCGCGAAAAUAUGGGAGGUCUGCCACUGCGUUAAUGUGCCGUGGUAAUAGCUGUCGCAAAACAAUGAUCUAUGCUUCGGUAAAACUUUGCCGACGCAAAGCAUUUUGUAAAUUGCUGCUGCAUGGAGGUGCCGUUGCGUUAAUACUUAUUUUGAGAAGCCCACUUAUUCGAUUAGAAAAACACAGUCUCUCUUUCUCUCUCUCUUCCUCCAUUUGAAGCCUUCAGCUUUGUUUCUAUUCUCUCUGGAUCUGACUCGUAGCCGAUUAAUCUCCAGGCCUCGACCAAUCGUUAAUUGAGGUUAGAAGUUGCUCGGAUUUUGGUCAAAUUGAAAACCCAAGCUUGAGCCCUUCGAUCUCUCUCUUCGUCAAACCCUAAAAUUUCAUUCCCAGAUGCCAAGUUUUCUGCCAGUCUAGUCCCUGUCGAAUCUAUGCCUUAUCUCCAGGCCUCCACCAAGAUGGCUUUGGAAUCCCAUACAUUUGGAUCGUACAAAAUCGACAGCAGGGAAGUGUUUUACGACACUAAUCUAUCGUAUGCCUUGGUUAAUUUGCGCUCUGUUGUUUCUGCAAAUAAUGGCCUGGUAGUUCCAAUACUAAUUAAGCACAUACUGGAUGGACCCUGUUGAACAUUCUACAUGUGUGUACAUCUGCGUAUUGGAAACAUGAUCGUGCAGUGUAUGUGUUUGUAUGCUUGCACUAGCAUGCCUAUCCAUUCCAGAGUAUUUGGAUGAAGCCUCUUUUGCAUGCAACUAUAUGAGUAGCAAGUUUCUGUGGAAUCAUAUACUUAAUUUGUGAUCUUUGGAUAAUAGCCAAAAGGUUGGCAGUCGGCUUGAGAGCUACCACAAAGCAACAUCUCUAACAUUGAUGAUUCAAGUGUAUGGAUGGGGCCGAGGGGAACAUGGUAGACUUGGUUUCGGCGAUAAUGAUAAGAGCAGUAAAAUGGUCCCGCAAAAGGUUCAUCUUUUAGCUGGGGAGGAUAUCGUUCAGGUGUCUUGUGGAGGCACUCACUCUGCUGCAUUAACACGUGAUGGGCGCAUUUUCUCGAUAUUUUGUAAGGAGCCAUUCUUCUAUGGACAUGAUAACUACGAUCAGCUAGUGAAACUAGCAAAGGACCUAUUGCUAUAGAGAGAAGAAGAGUGGUGGAGAAGGAGAUAGACACAAAGAAGAACAUAGCUAUCAAUGAAUGAAUGAAGCAAAGAAGAAUACCAAUGCGGUUGAACUUAUGCGCUUGAAUUCUGAUUAUGUAGGUCAUGAUACUUAGCCUACUGAGCGUCAACAUUAUGUAUUUUAAUUUUUGAAUGUUUUUGUAUUUUCAAGAUUGGUGAAGUUGUAUGAAAUGUAUAGAAAUAAUGUGAAAAAAACAUAUGAAAUUAUGAUUUAUAUGGCU
This is a messenger RNA of Rosa rugosa (rugosa rose), 1503 nucleotides long. RefSeq lists its product as uncharacterized. The transcript is spliced from 8 exons. The record is from RefSeq and is a predicted model, not a curated record. NCBI's taxonomy places the organism in Eukaryota, Viridiplantae, Streptophyta, Magnoliopsida, Rosales, Rosaceae. The coding region runs from base 981 to 1241 and encodes 86 amino acids.